Messenger RNA from Exophiala oligosperma, 3187 nucleotides. RefSeq lists its product as uncharacterized. The coding region runs from base 168 to 2855 and encodes 895 amino acids. NCBI's taxonomy places the organism in Eukaryota, Fungi, Ascomycota, Eurotiomycetes, Chaetothyriales, Herpotrichiellaceae. Gene Ontology annotation, cellular component: cytoplasm. The record is from RefSeq and is a predicted model, not a curated record. The transcript is spliced from 12 exons. Gene Ontology annotation, biological process: glycogen catabolic process. Gene Ontology annotation, molecular function: glycogen phosphorylase activity; pyridoxal phosphate binding.
CACAUCCUCCUCUUUUCUGCAAUAUACAACACAGCAACCCUUUCCCCUGCCCUCAGUGACUUGCCGUACUAAACUACCAUAUUCCUUCUCGUCCUUCUAUCGUUCCUGAGUUGCUCCUUACAACCCACUUACCUGUGUGCCGUGCAUCGCCUUCUUUUCUCCCCAAGAUGGCCACGGAGACAGCUCCCCCGCCGCGGGAGCGCAAGCCCUCAAUGGGAGCUCCCAUUUCCACCUUUACAGGUCCUGUCGGCCCUGGCUUCUCUCGACCCAAGCAUAAGAGAACUGCUACGGGUUUUGGUGCCAGUGAUAUCAAGGCUGUCGAGUCAAGCAUUCCCGAGCAUAUGCGAGAGGCCUGGAGGAAAUUCUCUCCCAAGGGCUUCACCUCCAAGGAGGAUUUUGAGGCUGAAUGUGUCCGACAUAUUGAGACCACACUCGCACGAUCACUCUUCAACUGUGAUGAAUUAGCUGCGUACUCUGGCACUGCCCUGGCCUUCCGAGACCGCCUUAUCAUCGAUUGGAACAAGACCCAACAACGGCAAACCUUUGCCGAUCAGAAGAGAAUCUACUAUUUGUCACUCGAAUUUCUCAUGGGCAGAGCCUUGGACAAUGCUAUGCUGAAUGUUGGCUUGAAAAAUGUGGCGAAACAGGGUCUGGAUGAGCUUGGGUUUCGAAUUGAAGACAUCAUCAACCAGGAACACGAUGCAGCCUUGGGCAACGGCGGCCUCGGUCGACUUGCGGCUUGCUUCCUCGAUAGCAUGGCCUCCCUGAACUAUCCUGCCUGGGGCUACGGUCUGCGUUACCGAUACGGUAUCUUUAAGCAAGAGAUCGAGAACGGUUACCAGGUCGAAAUUCCUGACUACUGGCUGGACUUCAACCCUUGGGAGUUCCCCCGACACGACGUGACGGUUGACGUCCAGUUCUUCGGCUGGGUCAACAAGUACACCGAUGACGAGGGCAAGCAAGUUGUCUCGUGGCAGGACGGGGAGAUGGUCACAGCUGUGGCCUACGACGUCCCUGUUCCCGGUUAUGGUACAUCGACUGUCAACAACCUCCGUCUUUGGUCUAGCAAGGCGUCCAGCGGAGAGUUCGACUUCGCCAAGUUCAAUUCCGGAGACUACGAGAGCGCCGUGGCUGAUCAGCAACGCGCAGAAACCAUCUCUGCGGUGUUGUACCCCAACGACAACCUGGAGCGAGGUAAGGAGCUACGACUGAAGCAGCAGUAUUUCUGGUGUGCGGCCUCCCUUCAUGAUAUCAUCCGAAGAUUCAAGAAGACCCAGCGCAAGUGGUCAGAGUUCCCGGAUCAGGUCGCCAUUCAGCUCAACGACACUCACCCAACUCUGGCUAUCGUUGAACUUCAGAGAAUCCUGAUCGACAAGGAAGGUUUGGAAUGGAACGCUGCGUGGGACAUUGUCACCAAAACAUUUGGAUACACUAAUCACACCGUACUCCCAGAGGCUUUGGAGAAGUGGUCUGUCCCUCUUAUCCAGAAUCUACUCCCCAGACAUCUGCAGAUUAUCUACGAUAUCAACCUGUUCUUCCUUCAAACUGUUGAACGACGUUUCCCCAAAGAUCGAGAGAUGCUCUCGAGAGUUUCUAUCAUCGAAGAAUCCAAUCCCAAAAUGGUCAGAAUGGCAUAUCUCGCCAUUGUCGGAUCCCACAAAGUCAAUGGUGUGGCCGAAUUGCACUCGGACCUUAUCAAGACGACUAUCUUCAAGGACUUUGUCAAAGUCUACGGCCCAGAUAAAUUCACCAACGUGACCAACGGCAUCACUCCUCGACGAUGGCUGCACCAAGCUAACCCACGCCUAUCAGAGCUCAUUGCUUCCAAGCUCGGAAGUUAUGAGUUCCUCAAGGACUUGACUCUCCUAAACAAACUUGAACCUUUUGUGGAUGACAAGGAAUUCAAGAAGGAGUGGGCCGAGAUUAAAUAUGCCAAUAAGGUCAGACUUGCUCAACAUAUCCUCAAGAGUAAUGGCGUUAGUGUCAACCCCAAGGCACUUUUCGACGUGCAAGUGAAACGUAUCCACGAAUACAAGCGACAGCAACUCAACAUCUUCGGCGUCAUCCACAGAUACCUGGCAAUCAAAUCCAUGACACCCGAGGAGCGCAAGAAGCUCGCGCCCAGAGUGUCCAUCUUCGGCGGCAAAGCUGCUCCGGGUUACUGGAUGGCUAAGACGAUCAUUCAUUUGAUCAACAAGGUGGGAGAGGUGAUCAACAAGGAUCCUGACGUCGGAGAUUUGCUCAAGGUCAUUUUCCUCGAAGAUUAUAACGUCAGCAAGGCCGAGAUCAUCAUUCCAGCUUCAGAUAUCAGCGAGCAUAUUUCCACUGCAGGUACCGAGGCGUCAGGCACGAGCAACAUGAAGUUUGUCCUUAACGGUGGCUUGGUCAUCGGCACGCUUGACGGAGCCAAUAUUGAAAUCACUCGUGAAAUCGGGGAGGAGAAUGUGUUUUUGUUUGGUAACCUGGCUGAAGACGUAGAGGAUCUCCGACACAAUCACUUCUAUGGUGACUAUAGCGUCAACCCAGAGCUUCUCAAGGUCUUUGAAUGCAUCAAGUCUGGUACAUUUGGCGACGAAGCUGCUUUCGGAGCCCUUAUCAGUGCCAUUGUUGAUCAUGGAGACUACUACCUUGUGAGCGACGAUUUCGACAGCUACUGCAAGACUCAUGAUCUCAUCGACGAAUCUUACAAGAACCAAGACAAAUGGGUCAGCAAAUCGAUUCAGAGUGUUGCUAGGAUGGGUUUCUUCACUUCAGACCGAUGCAUCAAUGAAUAUGCCGAUUCCAUUUGGAACAUUGAACCUCUGGCCGUCAAGGAGGAGGCCGAGGUUCGAGCUAGAACAGGGCUUGAAAAAUAGAAUGGAUAAUAUUGGUCAUGAUCAGUCUUGACUCGAAGGCUGAAAAUGGGAUGCUGCAGAAAGCGUCUUAGAACGCUGUCGAGCGGUGAGCAAAACAUGAAGGAACAAAUACUGGAUAUGGACAAAAUCAUGGGUCGUGUGAAAGACCAGACUCUAGACAGGCUUCUACAAAGAUGUCAAAUUACUAAAAUGGAUAAUGACAAGGCUUGGUAACGAGAGAAUCUCUGUGUGCCUCAAGCAUCAAUGUGAUCACUUUACUUAAGAUAGAUCUCAGUAUGUCCAAGACAACAAAUAACGUGUCUGACGUGUAACAACAUGGAGACUUGGCGGUG